Molecule: messenger RNA, 1883 nt
Organism: Larimichthys crocea (large yellow croaker)
Lineage: Eukaryota; Metazoa; Chordata; Actinopteri; Sciaenidae
Gene: clta
Product: clathrin, light chain A
Exons: 7
Coding region: 111-809 (232 amino acids)
Biological process (GO): intracellular protein transport; clathrin-dependent endocytosis
Cellular component (GO): synaptic vesicle membrane; clathrin coat of coated pit; plasma membrane
Molecular function (GO): clathrin heavy chain binding; structural molecule activity
Source: RefSeq, a predicted model, not a curated record
UUUUUUUUUUUUGUGUCGUCCCUUUCCUCUUUGAGCUAAAUCGGUUUCGGUCAGCCGCUACACCUGCUCGCUCGUUUCUCCUAUUUAUCCUCCACACAAAGCACACAAACAUGGAUGAUUUUGACAUGCUGAACGCGCCCGCCGCUGGAAACGGUGUCGGCUCGGAGGAGGACCCCGCCGCUGCGUUCUUGGCCCAGCAGGAGAGCGAAAUCGCGGGGAUUGAAAACGACGAAGGCUUCAGCAUCCUGGACAGCGGAGAGGUCCCCUCGUCGCUGGGAGACUCUGUCGAUGGUGCUAUCAACGGAGAGCUUCACGGGGAAAGCAACGGUCCAUCAGACGCCUAUGCAGCAAUCUCCAAUGCAGACCGGCUUCAGGCCGAACCUGAAAGCCUACGCAAGUGGAGGGAGGAGCAAAAAGAUAGGCUGGAGUUGCUAGAUGAUAACUCUCGCAAGCAAGAGUCAGAGUGGAAGGAGAAAGCCAAGGUGGAGCUGGAAGAGUGGCACGCAAGGCAGAACGAGCAGCUGGAGAAAACCAAAACCAACAACAGGGUGCUGGAUGAAGACUUCUACAAGCAGCCCUUCUCUGAGCUCAUUGGUUAUGUCACACACAUUAACCAUCCUUGCUACCGCCUAGACCAGGCGGCUGAAGAGGCCAUGAUUUCAGAUCUGGAUGAGAACAACCCCGGGACUGAGUGGGAGCGGGUGGCUCGGCUCUGCGACUUCAACCCCAAGUCCAGCAAGCAGGCCAAAGACGUGUCCCGCAUGCGCUCCGUCCUCAUCUCGCUGAAGCAGUCCCCACUAGUCCGCUAGGCAGCCGAGGCUGCUCAGGGCGACAUUCCAUAUCAUCCUCUAUAAACCACAUACCUACCCGACCCAACCACCAUCAUCUGUAUUCUGAAGAUGAGGAGACUUACACCCUUUCUGUCCAUAUCUGUUUGCCAUGCUCAGCCCUGUGGAAGGAUAUAGCCAGUGGUCCUAUCUUCUAUCUCCAUCUGUCUCCUCCUGGCAGGGCUGUAGAGAUUAACCUUGAAGCACCAGCUCACCAUUUUCUGUCCCUUGAAAGGUUUUUACCUGUGUGCACCUCUUCCACAGACCAGUUGAGACCUCUAUGAUGACUUUUUCCUGUCAUUUUAUUAUACUGAGAUCAAUCCCUGUUAGUUCGACACCAGGUCUCAUGGUCUAUGGAAAUGUGUAACACUUGUGUAAAGGUGGUGAGUUGGGACACUAAAAGGGAAGGGUUGAUUGUUUGGGCUUACAGCUACACUACAACCUGCUUCACAUGGCAUCCAAACAAUAUCAUUCCCAUGAUGCUGUACUCUCUUAACCUGUCAAUCUUAUGAAUCCUCCUCUGACCUACGAGGGUUGAUUUGAUGUUUAAUUGUUUCAUUCACCUUUUUCCCUCCAACACAUCACUUCAUGUUUUCCCAUCCUUAGAAAAAAAAAAAGUAUCUUCAGAUUUUUUUUUUUUCUUUAUUGUUGUUUUUUUAAGGACCAAACUCUUAAGACAAGACUCCAAAAUUCAGUGUGUGUACUUUGAACUGUGUGUGUAGAGCCUGCUUGUGGCAUAUUGUGUUAAAUUUUCCAAUCUAUGCAUUUCCUUUUGAAAAGCCUAUCCCCUCUCCAGUCACGAACUGAACAAAGUCCAGUCAUUACAAUAAGUGUGAUCCGUUUGUGUGUGCGUUUAAACCUCAACAGCGUGUAUGUACUCUAUGCGUGUACCUAUGUACAUAUACAGAAGGCAAUAUAUAUACAGUAUAUAAAACAUUUAUGUCACUGAAAUUAGACAGUUGUGGUUUUAAAGACAACUAGAUAUUAGCCAGCUGUUGCUUGACCAUGCGUGUUCAUUGUCCAUUUGAUUUCAAGAUCAGUAAAAAGUGAAUGAAA